UUUUUUUCUCAAUUUCCACCGUGCUUCUUCUUACUGCUCGGCACAUUUUGUAUGAGCGCUUGUCAAAAUACGAGUAUAAAAAUUUCAUUUUGCCCCAAUCAAACGGUGUGAUCACCCCAAAACCAAUAACGCUUCAAACAAAACAAAAAUAUCGCACAUAAGAAAACCAGGCAAACCUAUCAACCAAAAAAGAAAAGAAGCGGAAAAAGAAAGAGUGUGUGUGCAAGCAACAAGAAGCGGAGGCAAACGAAAAGAAAAAAAAACCGAAGAAAAACUUUCGUCAAGUUUGCGUUCCAUGGUAUUUCAACAAUAAAUUCCGCUCGCCAGGCCAAAUUACGCAAAAUAAUCCCCUUAAUCAAAAUGAGCAGCUCCGAGGAAGUCUCCUGGGUCACCUGGUUCUGUGGACUUCGUGGCAAUGAGUUCUUCUGCGAGGUGGACGAGGACUAUAUACAGGAUAAAUUCAAUUUAACUGGUUUAAAUGAGCAGGUGCCCAACUAUCGGCAAGCCUUGGACAUGAUCUUGGAUCUGGAACCGGAGGACGAACUCGAGGACAAUCCCCUGCAGUCCGAUAUGACCGAGCAGGCCGCCGAGAUGCUCUACGGCCUCAUACACGCUAGAUAUAUACUAACAAAUCGCGGCAUCGCUCAAAUGAUCGAGAAAUAUCAAACUGGCGAUUUCGGACACUGCCCACGUGUCUACUGUGAAAGUCAGCCCAUGCUGCCCUUAGGUCUGUCGGACAUCCCCGGCGAGGCAAUGGUGAAGACCUAUUGCCCCAAGUGCAUUGACGUGUACACACCGAAAUCGUCGCGCCAUCACCACACCGAUGGCGCCUAUUUUGGCACUGGAUUUCCACACAUGCUUUUCAUGGUGCAUCCCGAGUAUCGUCCCAAGCGUCCUACUAAUCAGUUUGUUCCAAGGCUGUAUGGCUUUAAAAUACACAGCUUAGCUUAUCAAAUUCAGCUGCAGGCAGCAGCCAAUUUCAAAAUGCCACUACGAGCGCAACGUGGUCAGCCGCCCAAGGACGAAGAGCCUGAGAAUAAUGCCGAUACGGUUCCCAAGCGCCUCUAAGCGCAAGCAGUGCAACAAAAGCAGUGCAGCCAAGCAGUCCAGCAGCCGAUACACACCCACACAUAGACACUUUAAUUCAAAACACACACACACACACACAACAGGCCGGGCCACACUGAGGAAAAAUUGUGGAGAAGCGAGCGGGAACAUGUUUACGAAGAAAAUACAACCCAGGUAGACAGGAAGGACCAACAUCAAAAUCUUCAACGCUGGAUCCAAAAGCUGAAGAGCCAUUACACACAUACUGAAACACAUACAGUCAGCUUCUGUUUGAAAAAAAGAACAAAAAAUAGGUGCAGUGUGGCCAGCGAUUUAGAAGAAAAGGUAAAAAAAUAAUCUAAUAACAAGAAACUAGAAAAAGUGUUCCUUUUUUUCAUUAAAUUAGAUUUUAAUCAAAUAUUUCAAGACCAUUGAGGAAAGAACACUCAUAUUUAUUUAAAACAUUUGUCUUUAAAAUGUUGAUAUUGGAAUAGCUGUUUUGAAUUUAACUUAUAUUGAGUGUUAUUGGAUUAUUUUAGUUACAUAGGUAGAUCUACUAUUUCUCUAAAACACUGGACACACUGAUCAGGUGUAUUCAACUUUAUUCUUUGCAUUUUAUUUACUAAGUGAAAUGAAAGGGGCUAAACCGAUAUAGAAAUAGUCUUUAAAAUAUUUAGUCAAGUGGCCGGAUACCCACCUCUGUUCCCCCAUUUCUCUCCCGAAAAAGGAAAAAAACCCAACCCUAUUAAGAUUCCGAUUCCUAGCCUAUUUGCUUCUUCUUCAAAGCGUACUAUUUCAAGAACUUUUGAAAAAAUCGAAUGACGAAAGCAGGAAACCUACAACAGCAAGAACAACAACAGCAGCAACAACAACAACAAAAGCAAAAACCAAAACUGAACGUGAGCCGAAUUUAAAGUUUCGGUGUUCCCUUUUUUCGAAAUCUGAGAGUGCAUAUACUUAUAUAGAAAUACAUAUACAUAUAACAUAUAAACAAUAUACCGUUAGCUUAUUUAUAUAUGUACACACAUACACAUCCAGACCUGUUCCCAAAUUCGAAUUGGGUUUAAAUUGAACAAAACCGGAAUCUCAGAUAUUCCCACUCCACCAAAAGGGCCCAGAAAUUUAAAAGUUCUGCGGCGGUGUGAAAAUAUCCGCUGUUCCGAGUUUGUUAAAUUCAAGAUCGAAUGCGAAACGAGAACAGUACUGAUAUUGAAACAACAAAAAAACAAAAACGGAAACCAACAAAAUAUUUUAUGUAUUUUUUUAAUGUAUUUAAGAAUAAUUAAGAUUAAAACAAUGAAAAUGAAGAGAAAUCAGUUGGCGUAAGAAGAUAAUACCGUUAUCGCAGGAAUUAUAUAGCAAAAGAGAUAAGGUUGAUAUAAUGCGCAAGGAAAUGAUGAUGAAUUUCGAUGCCAGCGAAUGAAGUGAAAACAAUAAAGAUGAUGAAAACCGAA
Molecule: messenger RNA, 2501 nt
Organism: Drosophila ficusphila
Lineage: Eukaryota; Metazoa; Arthropoda; Insecta; Diptera; Drosophilidae
Gene: CkIIbeta
Product: casein kinase II subunit beta
Exons: 7
Coding region: 361-1068 (235 amino acids)
Cellular component (GO): protein kinase CK2 complex; cytoplasm
Molecular function (GO): protein kinase regulator activity
Source: RefSeq, a predicted model, not a curated record